UGCUGCACUAUCUUCUGCACCGGUCAAGAUGGCGGAUAGACCAGUUCCCGUCGUUGAGAAGCGCCUGAUGGAUGUGAAGCUGGGUGAGCUGGGAUCCUGGUUCGGAGGUCGAGACUUGACCCCAAACGGCUUACUGGGCGCCUGCCGCCGCGGCUGUAACAGAUACCACACCAAGUACAUCGACGUGAAGAAAGGAGGCAUCAGUGGCAUGGCUAUUCUGAUCGUUGGCUACAUGGCCAUAAGCUACUUGUGGCAAUACGACCACAUCAAACAUGAUCGCUGGAGGAAGUACCAUUAAGUCCCUGCAGCAGCCAUCAGGGGAGGAUCUCUCAGCUCACCAUUGCUCUUUCUAUUCUCAGCUCUGUGUUCAUGUGACCAAUAAACAAAACUCAUGU
Messenger RNA from Nematolebias whitei (Rio pearlfish), 395 nucleotides. RefSeq names its product ATP synthase membrane subunit f (gene atp5mf). The record is from RefSeq and is a predicted model, not a curated record. Gene Ontology annotation, molecular function: proton-transporting ATP synthase activity, rotational mechanism. The transcript is spliced from 4 exons. Lineage: Eukaryota; Metazoa; Chordata; Actinopteri; Cyprinodontiformes; Rivulidae. Bases 29 to 298 code for a protein of 89 amino acids. Gene Ontology annotation, biological process: proton motive force-driven mitochondrial ATP synthesis.